AGUUGAAUUGAGAUUUCUGGAUAUUGAAUUGCGCCAAGAGUAAGUUCCGGAUUUCCUUGUAGUAUUCAUCAUGUUGAACAUCAAUUAAUCACUUUUACUUUGGGGCGGAGAGACCGUUCCCCUGCUCAUGAUCCUAUUUUUGCACUCCCACGCAACAUCAAGCAAAACGGUGUAAUUUUAGUGCGUUCUUUUAUUUAAAAAAAAAUCUUAGGUACAUAUGCUAUACGGAAAUUUAUUAAUAAGUUUCCUAAUUAAUGCAAAUUCGUCACAUUUAUUGAUGUCACCGCAUGGUACCACAAAAAUAUUCACCAGCCUAAGUGAAUAUGGGAAACUCCCGGGAUAGUUGCUAUCUAAAUGAUGUGAGAUUGGUAUAUAAGGCAGCUUCACUGGAAAUUUAUUUUCAUAAUUGAGUGAAUAAUCAUCGAUAGAGCCUCGAAAGAGUGCACCUCAGUGUUGCGCGAUAAAAAGUGUCUCUAUUAAGUGCCAUGAAGUUAAUAAAUGCAAUAAUUUACUAAAAAGUUGUAGUGCUUGGAAAAUUUAAUCGAAAUGGCUGAUGGUGAAGAAUCGAAGAAAAAAAAAAAGAAAGGCUCAAGGAAGGCCUCCAAAACAGAAGAUCCUGGAGAAUUAGCUAAGAUCAGUGAACCUAGUGAAGCCCCUGCUCCUCAGCAAGAGGACACCGUUCAUGAAGAGGACCCUAGUGAGAUUUCCGAUUCUGGUGAAAAAAAAUCUGUUGCUGCAACAUUGCUAGAUGAGAUCCUUAACGAUGCCCCUAUGACCCUUCCGGACGAGAACCAACCCUACGAAGUUCCCGUAGCUGUUAAAGCAGGAGACAUAAAUGCUCUACGUGACUUGGACGAAAGGAAGAUAAUCGAACUUAAAGAAGCUUUUAACUUGUUUGACUUGAACGGUGACGGAGUUAUCGACGCUGAAGAUUUAAAGAGCACCUAUGGAACUCUAGGUCAAGAAAUAUCCGAUGAUCAAGUCGCCCAGAUGCUAUCUGAAGCAAUUGAUCCCCUGGACUUUGAUGCUUUUGUCGUACUUCUUGGCUACAAGACCAUAGAGCUAGAUCCUGAGGAUGUGCUCCUCGAGGCUUUGAGUAAAUGGGAUAAAACUCGUACAGGAUUGAUUAGUCACGAUCGCCUCAAGAACGAUUUAAUGAACUUUGGAGACAAAUUUUCUUCCAACGAAGCUGAAAGUGCUCUACAAGAAGCUCCAAUUGCUAAAGGAACUGGACCAGGAUUUAAUUGUCAUGGUCCUGCUAUGAUUGAAUAUCCGGCUUUCUGCAAAAUUAUUGGUGGUUUUCGCAAGCGCAUGAAGACCAAAGCUAUGGAAAAUACUAUGUAAUUUAAAAAAAAAGAGUUUGCUUUUAAACCAUAUUAUAAACAAUUUAUGAAAUUUUUUUAGCUUUUAAGAAAAGUCUCUCUUAUGAUGUAAAAUGCAAAGGGUAAUGUAUAAGUUUUAUAUCAAAUAAAUUUAUUGAGUUUUGUGGUA
Messenger RNA from Phlebotomus papatasi, 1491 nucleotides. RefSeq lists its product as uncharacterized. Gene Ontology annotation, biological process: locomotion; post-embryonic development. Gene Ontology annotation, molecular function: myosin heavy chain binding; calcium ion binding. The transcript is spliced from 5 exons. The record is from RefSeq and is a predicted model, not a curated record. Lineage: Eukaryota; Metazoa; Arthropoda; Insecta; Diptera; Psychodidae. The coding region runs from base 547 to 1344 and encodes 265 amino acids. Gene Ontology annotation, cellular component: cytoplasm; myosin II complex.